AUGGAGAUGGCCACGCAUACACUGGCACUCUUCAAGACUCAUGGCGGUGUAUGUGGCUGUCCCGACUUCUGGCAGCUCUCUGAGUCCAUCAACCCAACAACACCAGUGGUAGUUCGGGGGUCAGCUGACCAUCAAUCCAGCCGUGUCUUUACCUUGCGCCACAUGUCUACCCUUACUGACGCCGCUGUAGAACCGUCAGCCUUAGCCUCUCCUGCCUCGUCCGGCGCGAUUCCUCAACGCUCACCCACCGAUACGGAUUCUUCACAUACACUACCUCUUCAUUCCACACUUGGACCUAGCUCAAUGUCUCCGCCACCUCCCGGCCAGCCCAAGGAGACUUGCUUCUUCUGGUAUCACGGUGAGUGCCGCCGAGGUGAUAGAUGUCAUCUCGCCCACGAGACUCACAUCACUUGGCCGAUCAGUGUCCCGCCUGGAUACGUCCACCGAAUUCCUUGCGAUCUUCCACUUUGCCCGCUGCGUCACGACAUGGUGGCUUUCAAGGAGGGUACUAGAAAGCGAGAGCAGACAUUCCAGAUUGCUCAACGGGUUCAUGAACGCAGCCGAGAAGAUUCCGAUGUCAGAGUGAUUAACUCACAGGCUUCGUUGAAGGAUAACAGUCCCCGAUCUCACCUACGAGGAAUAAGCAGUGAAGAUUCUUCGUCCACAGAUAGUGAGUCUUCCGAUUCCGACCCCGACUCCACAGAGGAAGGCGUGACCGAGGCGAUAACCAUUUCCGACACACCGAGUGAAAUCUCAUCGUCCGCUCCGUCUCUCACCGCUACCUUGCCGCCAUCGCACACAGAAGAAGAGAAGCCCCACAUUACGUCCAUCAGUCACCCGGGGACGCGGAUUCGCAAACACCCAUUCACCCUAGACCAGAACGGUCACAAGCGGCGUCGUCUCGACGCCGCUGGAGGGCAUUCAGUCUCGUUUCCCACUCACGACAUCCCUUCGAAACUGGAGUCAAUUCCACAUACUUCGUUAGCAACUCAGCACCAUCCAGCCUCAGUUCGCCAACCGCCGAGGGGGCCCAAGACACAGGAGCAGGACUGCAAGAUCUGCUUUUACUGGUACCAUAAAGGCUACUGUAGGACAAAGCUAAGAGGCGGCUACUACCCACGCUGCAAUUACUUACACACUCUGGAUACAGAGGACCAGAGAGUCAGCCUUCCACCAGGCAUUCGCGACCACGAUCCCAACUGUCCACUGCCGCUCUGCCCCGUUCGCUUGCUGGACCAAGGCAAGCUCGACGCCUACCACAAAGCCAUGGAUAACCCGCCCAUCAAAUCAGAGCCCGUUACCCCUCCGAAGGCCUUCAGCGGCCCUGAUCCAAUACCCUACCCUAGCCCACGCCAAGACAUCAUCGCUGCCCGAAGGCAAGUGAGGGGGCCGAAGUUCAACACUCCCGAGCAAACACUCCCGAACCUGACCGGCAAGAAGCGGGCUAGAUUCAACUAUCAGCGAGAGCAGAUAGAGAAAUGGCAGACCGAGAACGGCAUCCAGGAGCUGGGCCGCCGCCUCACGACCAAGGAGAAACGGAAGGAGAGGAAGGAAAAGCAACAAAAGUUUAAGCAGAGACAAAAAGAAGCUCGUAUAAAUAGGAAGAAGGGGAAACUGAGUCGAAGGACCACAACCUCAUGGCACGCGAAGAGAGAAGAGACGGCAGCAUGA
Molecule: messenger RNA, 1671 nt
Organism: Trematosphaeria pertusa
Lineage: Eukaryota; Fungi; Ascomycota; Dothideomycetes; Pleosporales; Trematosphaeriaceae
Exons: 3
Coding region: 1-1671 (556 amino acids)
Molecular function (GO): metal ion binding
Source: RefSeq, a predicted model, not a curated record